Messenger RNA from Pyrus x bretschneideri (Chinese white pear), 1396 nucleotides. Its product is annotated as pentatricopeptide repeat-containing protein At4g21190-like. NCBI's taxonomy places the organism in Eukaryota, Viridiplantae, Streptophyta, Magnoliopsida, Rosales, Rosaceae. Gene Ontology annotation, molecular function: protein binding. The transcript is spliced from 5 exons. The record is from RefSeq and is a predicted model, not a curated record. Bases 228 to 977 code for a protein of 249 amino acids.
UAUACUGUACACGACAGCCACCCAACCCACUCCUUACAACCUCCGCGACAGCUUCUCCGCCGGCGAUCUCCUCUCUCUCUCUCUCAUUUUCUCGCCUUCUCCGUCUUUCUCUCUUCUCCUCCCUCUUCCCUCCUGCUCCACCAGAACCAAAGAGCCACUGCUGGCAGCCACUUUCUCUCUGGCUGCCUGAACGAACUGGAGCUGAGAUUUUAAAUGCUUUACCGAGCAUGCUUGCGUUGAAACACUCUCUUCCGGCCUUCACUCGAGGACUGGAAUUCAUCAAAUUUCCCCACAGGAGAAGCAGUGUAGUGGUAUGUGCUCAAAAGGGUCCAAGACCCAGAUACCCAAGAGUCUGGAAAGCCCAUAAACGGAUUGGAACCGUUUCCAAAUCCCUCAAACUUGUUGAAUCUAUUAAGGGAUUGUCAAAUGUGAAAGAGGAAGUUUAUGGAGCCCUUGAUUCUUUCAUUGCUUGGGAAUUAGAUUUCCCUUUAAUUACAGUGAAGAAGGCACUCAAGUCCCUUGAGAAUCAAAAGGAGUGGAAGAGGAUAAUUCAGGUGUCGAAGUGGAUGCUGAGCAAAGGGCAAGGAAGAACAAUGGGGACCUAUUUCACACUGUUAACUGCUUUGGCAGAGGAUGGGAGGAUUGAAGAAGCUGAAGAGUUGUGGACUAAGUUGUUCUCGCAGUACUUGGAAAGCAUGCCUCGCAUGUUCUUCGACAAAAUGAUUUCAAUUUACUACCAACACGGCUUGCACGAUAAGAUGUUUGAGAUAUUUGCUGACAUGGAGGAGCUUGGGGUCCAACCAAAUGUUUCGAUUGUUACAAAGGUUGGAAAUGUCUUUAAGGAGCUAGAUAUGCUAGACAAGUACAAUAAGUUGAAGAAGAAAUAUCCGCCUCCGAAAUGGGAGUAUCGGUACAUCAACGGAAAACGUGUUAAAGUCCGAGCAAACUAUCAGAACUGGUCUGAUGAUGCUGCAUAAAUGCUAAGUGAGGGAAGGAAACAGUUCGCGACUCGGAAGAAAUGUUGGAACCCGAAUCAAAUCCAAACGAACACAUUGUUGAAGACGAGGAAGUGAACCGGAACUCAGAUGAAUUACUGGAGGAAGGCGAAAAAAAGCUCCGAUGAACCGAGUGUUCAAUCUUGAAACUCUUUUUUACCAGUUAGAUGAAGCUAAAGCAAGUUUACGACGUUUUAAUCGUCCCUAACCUAAUUUCUCAUCAGUGUAGGAUUCGCGAUUUGAGUCCUUUGACCAUAACAAUAUAUACAUUGUCUUUUAAGUGGCUCAAAUCCGCCGGUUAAAUGACCUUAGCUUUAUUCAAAAUUGUAGUGAAGGAAGUUUUAUAAUUGUAUUAGGUGUACGUAAGUUUACAAGUUUUGUAAAUUCAUGUACUCUAGAAU